AUGCAUCAGCUGCGGCGGCAUCUGAAGCACAAGGCUGACAGUUUGAGACGUCAGGCCGUAGCUAACAACGCCGGCGGGCGGAGCAGAACCAUUGACCACCUGCUGCCCGUCGCAGAAGAUGGCCGCAGGGCCAAGCCGUCUGGCAAGGGAGGCUGGAAGAAGUGGACGCCUGAGGCGCUGUUGAGGGCAGCUUUUGCCAGCGAGAAUGCGGCGCUUCGCCAAGUUGCGCAAGAAGUUGAUGGAGCCAGCGCAGCGCAUGCGCGGAGAGCCAGGCUUUUUGUUGCUCAGCUAAUCGAGCAAACGCAGCGGGAAGGCAUGGACCGUGAGUGCCGCCAGAUGGCGCACGCUGCCACUGAGGCUGGACAGGGCCCUCUCUUCCACAUUCUAAACAUCAUGUUCGACGAGACAGAGCUAGAUGUCGCCCUGCACGGCCUUGGGCCUGGUACAUGGUCCAUUUUGGCAUCCCACGCGCAGAUCAGCGUGCGCGCAGCCGACCAGACCCGAGACUACGACAUCGUCCGCCCCCCUCAGGCCUUGCCAAACAAGACUGCGCCCUGCAUGUUUGGCGCGCUCUGUCAGAACCUGGGCGGCCUUUGGCCAAGUGAGUUUGCCCAAGCUGCUCGCUUCCCAGUAGUUUUGGUGACUUGUGACCAGUUUAGUGCCAACAUACGGCUACUGAAGCACUUGCAUGCGUCUUUGCCAGAACAUUGUUACCUGCUUCCGAACUUAUGCGCCCAACAUAGGAAUGGCAAUGUCGUCGAGAGGGUGACAAAAGCUCUCGGCGUGCUCCCUGGUGCUUUCUGCGUUGCGAAAACUUUGAGCCGAGGGCAGAAAAUGAGGAGCCUGAUUGCAGCCGUCAAGACAGCCUUGCAAGGAACGCUCAUUGUCCUGCCGCAGGAGCCCCCAGGCUUGCAAGCCGAGUGGUUAGCCGGCAGGCAGCACGCUGCCCAGUUUUUGGAGCUCGCCUUUGGCGCAGUUACUGAGAACAAGCGCCGGGCACGGCGGGCCCAGGAGUUCUUGGCCUUCUUCGCCGGGCCCUGGCUGCGCUUGUCCACGGCUUUGCGUGACCGCUUGUUGUUCGUCAGCAGCCGUUUUGCUCAAGUUCACGCGCUAGCCCUGGCGACUCUCAGCCUUGGGUUGCCAGCAAUGGCUGACAGUCGCUUCGUGGAGGCCUCCACGUUCGGGCUGGGCAAGUGCUUCCUGCCUGGUGACUUGAGGAGCAGCCAGCUCCGCGGCCUCUGGCCUAGUCCUGAAAUGGGUGAGACCGGCUUUGCCGAAGGUCUUGGCAUUUUGAAGGACUACUUGGUCACUGACGCGUAUGGCGGUGUCAGCGCAGUGCGCUACGCACGAGACGAGUACAACCGGAGGAGCCCAAUGCACGUCAUGCUGGACAUCCCAGGGGGCGGCAAGCUGUGGCUUGGAGGACAGGCAGCGCUGACGCCCAAUAGCCUCAUGCAGAACGAGAUCAGUGUUGUUUGGCCUGCUUGCAGGGCGGUUGUAGGUGAGGAGGAGACCUGCUGCGCGCGCUUUUUGGAGCCCGUGGACGGCACGGCCGUUGUCCACAAUGACGUGCCCCUGGCCCAGUUGCUCGAGCUUGUGGACGAAGUCAUCCGCCUCUUGGUCGUGGAAAAGCGCUCCGUGCUUUCGGUGUGCAGGAACGGUGCCCACAGGUCUGCGACCUUGUUGUGUCUUACUCUUAUGAGGCUUUUCGGGUGGACGGCGCAGGAGUGCGAGCGUCACGUGACGCAGCUUCGCAACAUCGUCGACAUGCGCAGCAGGGCGCCCCCAAGCGCAAGGCGUGUGAACACGGUGCGUCCUGUGGACUGGUUGGCUGAGGUCUCUGACCAAGUUCGGCAAGACCGCCCGGUCUAUGAUGUUGCCGUGAACCAGAUGUGCACCCCUCUUCAGCUGACCCAGAAAGCGCUGAGUCUUGGCUUUGUCAAUAGGUGCUUUGUGAGGAAGGUGCGAAAGUUGGAGGCGCCUAUGUCAGGCCCAAAGCCUGGCGAGGGCCGCGAGGGUGACGUCACCGAGUCAGACGCUGGAAGCACGGUCCUUGUGGGCAGGAAGGAGCGCUCGUCCAGCGGUGAUGGCGCGGACACCUCUGUCUGA
Messenger RNA from Effrenium voratum, 2109 nucleotides. The record is from the annotation of a GenBank genome assembly. NCBI's taxonomy places the organism in Eukaryota, Dinophyceae, Suessiales, Symbiodiniaceae.